AUGAUUCUUCGCAACGUUCACGACACCAACUGGAAAGCAAAGGGAGAGCCUGAGAGAGUCUUCACUGUGACCAACAUCAAGACUCCCCAGACUCAGGAGGAUGAGUUCAUAGAGAUCCAGAGCGACACAGGGACAGCCUUCCAGCGCUGGUCUGUGCGUCACAUGACCAUGCUGCAGCAGGUCAUGGCCAACAUCAUGUCCCUGUCGGCCCCCGAGCUCAGACUCCAGGGCCUCUUUCUGGUCAUUGUGUGGUUCUGUUUGGCUUUCAGCUACCAUGGGCUCGGAGUGUGGUUCCCUGAUAUGAUCAAGUACAUGCAGUAUGAGGAGUACCAGUCCAAGGUGAAGGUCUUUCACAGAGAACGAGUCGAACGAUUCCACUUCAACUUCUCACUCGUCAACCAACUGCAUCGGGAAGGACAAUACGUGCAUGACAAGUUUGCAAACAUUGAAAUCAGAUCUGUGAAGUUUGAAGACUCUUUGUUUGAGAACUGCUACUUUGAGGACAUCAAGUCGACAAACACUUUCUUUGAGAACUGCACCAUUAAAAACACAAUGUUCUACAACACAGAUCUAUGGCAGGAGAAAUUUAAAGACUGUCGAAUGGAGAACAGUACUUUUCUUCACCCAAAGAAAGGCUGUCAUCUGAACUUUAAGGAGGAGAAUGACAUUGUCAUCUAUUUGGUCAGCUUCCUGGGAAGCUUAGCGGUGUUGCCCGGCAACAUCAUAUCAGCUCUGUUCAUGGACAAGAUCGGAAGGAUCCGGAUCAUAGGUGGCUCUAUGCUGGUGUCGUCUGGCUGCACGUUCCUCUUGCUGCUGAGCUUCAGUCAGGGAGCAGUUAUAUGUUGGCAGUGUCUGUUCUACGGAGCCAGUGUGGCAGCGUGGAAUGGCCUCGAGGUCAUUUCUGUGGAGCUAUACCCUUCUGCAAAAAGAGGCACAGCUUUCGGGAUCCUGAAUGCCAUCUGUAAGUUUGCAGCCAUAAUCUCCAGCUUCAUCUUUGCUGCGUUCAUUGGAGUUACUAAGAUCAUUCCCAUCUUCAUGGCCUUCUCUGCGCUGGUCUGCGGCGGCCUGUUGGCUCUGAAGCUGCCUGAGACACGGGAGAAAAUUCUCUCUUAG
Messenger RNA from Knipowitschia caucasica, 1113 nucleotides. The record is from the annotation of a GenBank genome assembly. Lineage: Eukaryota; Metazoa; Chordata; Actinopteri; Gobiiformes; Gobiidae.